This is a messenger RNA of Fomitiporia mediterranea MF3/22, 248 nucleotides long. RefSeq lists its product as uncharacterized. The record is from RefSeq and is a predicted model, not a curated record. The transcript has 2 exons. NCBI's taxonomy places the organism in Eukaryota, Fungi, Basidiomycota, Agaricomycetes, Hymenochaetales, Hymenochaetaceae. The annotation marks the transcript as partial.
CACAGUACAACAGUGUACACUAAAACUCCGUCGAGUGCACGGAAGACCCACGACCGACAUCACAGCACGGAGACAUAUGCGCAAUGUCAGGCGUCAACGCCACGAGGAUUAAAGCUGAAGAAAUUUUCUAUAGCACUCGCGUGGGUGGUGGACGGGAAGACAAUUCAGACUGUGCAAGCUUCGGGAAGCAACAGGAGUAUUCUGUUGAAGCGGUGAAUGACCACCCUGGCUCUUCCAUGCAGAUAUGA